This is a messenger RNA of Thrips palmi, 520 nucleotides long. Its product is annotated as COMM domain-containing protein 9-like. The transcript has 2 exons. The record is from RefSeq and is a predicted model, not a curated record. Bases 175 to 441 code for a protein of 88 amino acids. NCBI's taxonomy places the organism in Eukaryota, Metazoa, Arthropoda, Insecta, Thysanoptera, Thripidae.
GACGCCAUCUACGCAACACAAUUUCUCAUAGCAGGUGGUGGAAACUAGAAUAAACAAACCUCCAAACUGAUUCAACAACAAAGUAACUUCUUCGGACACUUGUCAGAAACUGACAACGACCGCACAAGCACGAUCAAAAAGUUAACUUCAAAGUCUGGUAUUUUAAUUACGAGGAUGUCACAAUCAUCUGGGCAUGUUGGGCCUCCAAGACUGGUUGACUUCAGUUGCCGCAUUCAAGAACCUGACAAUGAUAGCAGUGCAGCCUGCCUUCUUACAUUUGAGCUAGAAAAUAAGGAAGCAUUAUCAAACAGCUCCAAUGGGAUACAAACAAUGGAAACAUUCAAGAUUGACUUAGAAAUGCAGCCAGCCACUUUAUCUACCCUUCUUGACGGCUUGGGUCGCAUUAGAGCUCAGUUGUCAUCAGUCGCAAACAAGAAGUAAUAUUUAAAUAGAUAUCGCAAUUUUGUAAACUUUUUUUGUAUUUGAAAUUCAACUUAAAAUAUACAUUCAGAUAAAAGAA